GACAAGUAAACAGUAAACAACACAGCACACAGUGUAUGCCGCUCGACCGUAUGCCUACACUCAGUAGGUUUCUGACUAUAUUUCGUUUCGCGUCGAAUAAAUUCAUUUCGUACGUUCAACUGUCUCAUUGCCGCUGCCGGUUUAUUUGAAUUUCCCGCCCAAACCUAUUACGUAACCUACUUUACUGUUCUUUGACGUGACAAGACGAGAUUGAAUUUGAAAGUGCGGUGGUUUGUAUUUGUGAAGUUUGUUGUUUUUUUUCAAGAUGUUAAUUUCGAGUUAAGACUAUUUGGAUUUACUAGCUUUAUGGAUUUUCUUUAAUGUGUAGUAGAGUUGAUGAGGGGCAUAUUGGUGACGUUACCUUUGAGAGUGCUGUUGGUUGGACAUCAAAAAACCAUUUCUCAGCUACUGCUUCUUCUUGGCCGCUGACCAUUGGGCAAUCCAGAUACAGUGAUGAUGGAAUUAUGGACCACGAUAUAGAUGGGGAUGGUGUUAUUAAUCUGUCGACGUCCCAACGACCGUCAGCAACAACUACGCCAAAUAUAAUACAGUCUUUGAACAGUGAACCACAGGCCGCUUCACUGGAAAAAGUAAUAAAAGAACAACAACAACAACUAGAGCUGGAUCGAACUUGGGAUCACGAAAGGGAGCGGGACAUAAAAGGCAAUGGAAGCUCAAGUCCUCUUUCGGAACAAAGGACACAAGAACAUUCUCCCCCACCUACAUCCGACUCGCAAAAAAAUCUUAGCGCAACGAUUCCACCCAUUCAACAGAAUGAAACAACAAAAUUACCAAAUGACUACUCCUACAGUCAGUCUCAAACACCUGGACCACCACUAAUGUCAUCACCCACCUCAAAUCUUCAUCAUAUGCAGCAGUUACUUCAGCAACAUGUAUUAAGUCCUACGCAGCUACAGACUUUAAUGAAGCAGCAUUCGAUAUUGCAACAGCAGCAACAGCAACAUCAACAACAUCAAUUAGCAGAAUUAGGUAAAAAACAAAUCGAACAAACCAUGCAACAACUUCAAGAACAACUCCAAAUGAAUCUCAUCCAACAGACACAUAUCCUACAAAGUACAGAUAAGAAAAAAGCAUCUAGCUCAAUACAGCAGCUAGCACUACAACAACAGCAACUAAUUCAGCAACUACAACUAGUUCAACGGCAGUACGUCGUACAUCAGGGUAUGGGCAUGCAGCCACUGAUGCUUUCCCAAAGUCAAAGUCUCAACAGUAGAGAGGUUAUGAGUCCAUGGAAGGAUAUUAGUGAUCCACAUGUGGCUAAUAAUAAGCCACCACCGGAAUCAAAUGAUACUUCUCCUGGUUUAUUGGGUAUUCCUGCAAAUAGAUCAAGUAGGGAUGAACCUAUGGAUGAUAAACCUGAUAGGCCAUCUACCCCUGAUAGAUUACAUCAUCUAUACGGUCAUGGUGUCUGUAAAUGGCCUGGCUGUGAGAAUCCAUGCGAAAACUUGGAAACAUUUAUAAAGCAUUUAAAUACGGAACACAUCCUCGACGACCGUUCGACGGCUCAAGCUCGUGUUCAGAUGCAAGUUGUUUCCCAACUCGAACUGCAACUUCAAAAAGAACGAGAUCGUCUUCAAGCGAUGAUGCAUCAUCUUCAUCUCUCUAAACAACUGAGCUCUCCAGAUCCACAUAAAGACUCCUCAGUUAGUUCCGUAAAGAUUGCGGUAAGUGCAUCCCUGCCUCAACCUCCAGUAUCUAUGGGACCUAUGGUCUCGGCUGUUAGGUCACCAGUAUUGCAUUCACCAGCCCCAAAUGUUGCUGGACCGAUUAGAAGGAGACUGAGUGAUAAAUCUGCGUUAUCAUUAGCCGGUGAAAUUCAAAGAAAUAGGGAAUUUUACAAGAACGCUGAUGUAAGACCCCCAUUCACAUAUGCUUCUUUAAUUCGACAGUCCAUUAUCGAAUCACCCGAUAAACAACUGACACUCAACGAAAUUUACAAUUGGUUCCAAAACACAUUUUGCUAUUUUAGGAGAAACGCGGCAACUUGGAAGAACGCAGUACGACACAACCUGUCACUCCACAAAUGUUUCAUGCGUGUGGAGAAUGUGAAAGGGGCAGUUUGGACAGUGGACGAAGUAGAAUUCUACAAGAGAAGGCCGCAGCGAUGUUCGUCGGGUCCUUUGGCCCAACCAGUCGUCGGGGGUGCCACUUCAAAGAGUCCCACCAUGAACCACAGUCCAACAAUAUAUGGUGAUCAUCUAGCGUCGAAUGUUCAGUUUAUGCAGGCUUCCUUGAUGGAGGAGAACAAUCUGUCUUUUUUGACAAAUUCCGCCUUGCUUGUCAGUCGAACGAGAGACAGGUCAGAAUCACCUCCCCAUGACCAUUUAAUCAGGUCGCCCAUGAAUGGCGGACUGCACGUUAAGCAAGAAAUGAUCCAAGAUCAUCACAUGAGAAGCGAUCGCGAGCGCGAACGUGAAAGAGACCAAGAGAUGCAGCACGUGAUAAAACGUGAGAUGCUCUCAGAGUACGACGACUUAGAUCAGGAGCAAUCAGAAAACGUUGCAGAAGAUCUCACAAUAACUUCAGAUCAUACGGAGUCGAACAUUAUCGACCAAUAGUGAUAAAAAAGUGUUCAUUUCACUCGAAUUCUAAGAACUUUUCUUCGCAAAUGUACGUGAACUCCAUUGGUAUGUAGGUUGUAAAGAUUGAAGGACGGCUUAAACUUUGUAUAUUUGUUUGUGCGUGUGUGUACAUAUAGAAAAUAUGAUUAAAAAUGAAUGAAAGGGUAUUGUUAUCGUUUAGAAAAAUUUGUCGAGUGUUGUAUCAUCAGAAAAAGAUAUUAAUUUCAUCAUUAAUACAGGGUUAUUUGUUACGCGAUGGAUUUUUUUGGCUAAGCCAAAGAUUAUUUUAAUUAUCAUGUACUGUUAGUUCAAAUUAAUAUUCGGUAAAUUUUCAAGUAAUUUUUGACUACUGAUCGCUUAAAGAUUGUGAUUGCAUCAUAAAUGGAGAUACCUAUUCACAAUAAACACUGUUUCUAUAAAACACAAUGGAACUAGUAGCUACACCUAUAAGGAAUAAUUUAUCGACCUUGUUAUUUGUAAUGCACCAACCUUACAUCGAGAUUGAAAUGAUAACAAUGACAAAAAUUUCUAUGAACAUGUAUUUAAAAAAAAUGAGUGGUGCGUUUAGCUACGCUAUACCUGAAUACACUGUUUGUUGAUCUCGUGGCUUGGUACCUUCCUGUACACAAAAGGAGCUAUUCGAUAUCUGUGAAACUUUGUUCCAAGCAACUUUAAUUUUGUGGAUUAACUGCACCAGAGGCUACGAAGGUUGAUAGAGAUUAGAUAGUCUCUUCCUCAUCGUGUCUCACACUUCUGUUGAAUAUUUAUCUAAUGAGCGGGCUGACCACGGUAAAACAUUAACGUCAACUUUUUAGAGAAACUCCAAAUAUGUAUAAGUACGUUGUCCUGCUGAAAAAUGACGGAUGGAUGCUUAUUUAAAUAAGAAAAUGAAUUGAUUUGUAGGAAAUCACUAAGAUACCGUCCCACAAUUUGAGAAUUUUGAGCAUUUUGUUACGCAUAACAAAGAGUAGACGAACUCAAAAUUAGGUAAACAGGUUGUUCAUGAAAAAAAUUAUUUUUAUACAAAGAUACAACAUUGAUAAUGUUAUCAUAGUCUGUUCUAGAUAUAUGGUGUUGCCAAAAAAAUCAAGGUCAGAAAAUUAUUUCUCCUGAGUGUUAUUAAAUUUAUACCAAAUAAAAAGUUUUUUGUUCAUUAUGAGAAUUGAAGUACUCCAAAAAUGGCACCAAUCGAUUCUGAGCAUGAAAUAAAUCAAACAUUUACCUAUAUCAACAUAUAAAUUUUCAAUAUAUAUUUUAGUAAAUAUAUCAUUUUAAUAAUUUUUCUAUUCGUGAUAACUAUUUUUAAUAAGAACGCAAAUAUAAAUACCAAAAAAUUUUCAUUUAUUGGAUAUAAAAUUAUGUGUAGUAACUUUUAGUAAGUUUUCCUCGUUCGUUUUUCGUGACAUUUCAGGACUAUUUGUAGAACUGAAAUUAUUAUUAUAACGUACAUCAGUUACCGUAA
This is a messenger RNA of Diorhabda sublineata, 4044 nucleotides long. Its product is annotated as forkhead box protein P1-like. Gene Ontology annotation, cellular component: nucleus. The transcript is spliced from 15 exons. Bases 321 to 2579 code for a protein of 752 amino acids. Gene Ontology annotation, biological process: regulation of transcription by RNA polymerase II. The record is from RefSeq and is a predicted model, not a curated record. Lineage: Eukaryota; Metazoa; Arthropoda; Insecta; Coleoptera; Chrysomelidae. Gene Ontology annotation, molecular function: RNA polymerase II cis-regulatory region sequence-specific DNA binding; DNA-binding transcription factor activity, RNA polymerase II-specific.